AUGCCUGCAAGUCCAUCUCUUAACCGAAAACCAACAAGUCCUAGCCAGAGCCGGCAUAUGCUUGUCGAAAGAUGCUCGACGAUCCGGGCCUGUGAGCCCUGUAAGCGAAGAAGACGACUCUGUAACGGACAGCGACCGUGUGCGCACUGCACAGACGCGAAUUUAGAAUGUGUGUACAGUGUGGUCUCGGAUCAUCCUCGCAGUGUGUUCACCACCAGUAAUGCCCGCCGGCUCAGUUCAGGAUCGGCGUGCGAGACUUGUAGGCGUCGAAAGACAAAGUGCGAUGGCAGUAACCCCUGCGCGUUCUGUGCAGCCAACGGGCUCGAAUGUGUCAAUAACUCGGAGCGCCGCAAACGUGCCAUGGCCACUCCACCGGGAGACAACGAGGCUAUUGACCGGAUCGAGGACCGCCUUCGCCGCAUCGAAAAACUCAUGACCGCAUUCACACCUUCACCCCUCUCCCAAAGCACGUCCUUCACUACAAACAGCAAUGGAAACAGUACCGCCAGCACCGGUAAAGAUCGGGCUGAAACACAGGCUUCAGGUACCCUACAGUACCGCAAACUCUCUUCACCACAUCCACCAUCUAGACCUAUGGCAGUCCGUCAACACCGUCAUUCGGUCCAAGGUAUCAGUGUAGCCAAGGAACAGGCUGAGCUUCGUACAGCAUAUGCUGCCAGACGUGGGUCCGGCAUGGUAUCCAAUGAGGGUGGAGUCUCUGGUUAUACAUCAGCAAAAUCUCCUGUAUUAGCCAUGCCAUUUUCGCGCCCACCUGUUGAUCGGUAUCGGUCCCUUUCUCCGCCCGUCAUCCUCGGAAAUUCUUCUGUAAUAUCAGCAUCAGCAUCAGCAUCAGCAUCAGCAUCAGUAGCAGCAGCAGCAAUAGCAGCAAUAGCUUCAUCUCCACCUCCGCCUCCGCCACUAUCACCCACACUUAUGAUGCGCCAGAACUCGGCUCUGACCAAACAACUCUCGAAACGUACUUUCCCAGCUACUGCAAUGGAAUACCCUCUUACCCACUAUCCAAUCUAUCCUCUCACUCCACCACACAGCCAGCCUCGUACCUUUCCUCAUUCUCCAGACAUGACACAAUAA
Phycomyces blakesleeanus NRRL 1555(-) is the source of this 1092-nucleotide messenger RNA. RefSeq names its product Zn(2)-C6 fungal-specific transcription factor. The transcript has 3 exons. Gene Ontology annotation, biological process: regulation of DNA-templated transcription. Gene Ontology annotation, molecular function: DNA-binding transcription factor activity, RNA polymerase II-specific; zinc ion binding. The record is from RefSeq and is a predicted model, not a curated record. Bases 1 to 1092 code for a protein of 363 amino acids. Lineage: Eukaryota; Fungi; Mucoromycota; Mucoromycetes; Mucorales; Phycomycetaceae.